Cololabis saira (Pacific saury) is the source of this 4001-nucleotide messenger RNA. RefSeq names its product gamma-aminobutyric acid receptor subunit rho-1-like. The coding region runs from base 296 to 1729 and encodes 477 amino acids. Gene Ontology annotation, cellular component: neuron projection; synapse; membrane. The record is from RefSeq and is a predicted model, not a curated record. Gene Ontology annotation, biological process: chemical synaptic transmission; signal transduction; monoatomic ion transmembrane transport. Lineage: Eukaryota; Metazoa; Chordata; Actinopteri; Beloniformes; Belonidae. Gene Ontology annotation, molecular function: extracellular ligand-gated monoatomic ion channel activity; GABA-A receptor activity; neurotransmitter receptor activity. The transcript has 10 exons.
GAGGCAGGCACAUCCGCCGCUGGAGGGAUCAAAUCCGUACCAUCUGACGCUCAAGGAUUUAUGGGUUUAGUCAAAAUUGCUUUUCCCACUGUGGAGAUUAAGCACCGUAGGAUGUUUUCCACUCAGGCCGUAGAAUAGCCCAGUGCAGCUGCAGCUGCUCUUGCUGUUUUUUCCUCUCUCUUAUCGGCUCCCGGGCUGGAGAAGGGAAUGUCUCAGGAGGGCAGAGUGCUCCAAACCCUGGCGGGGAGUAGAAUCUGAUUGACAGGAGAGGUCCGUCCUCUGGGGAAUGUGAACCAUGCAGGUGGACGCGGUCCUUGUGCUCUUCUGCAUUUGUCUCGCAGGUGCAGCUGGAAAGAUGGUCCAGUCAAGAGGUCACAAGCUGGAACCCUACAAACAAAGCAGGUCACGAAGAGACACCACAAUGGAUGGGGAAGGCGGGGACAAAUCUGGAAGCCCAAUUUUCAAACGAAGCCCAGACCUGACAAAGUCUCCAAUGACAAAAUCGGAGCAACUCCUGAGAAUAGAGGACCACGAUUUCACCAUGAGACCAGCGUUUGGAGGUCCUCCGAUUCCUGUUGGUGUAGAUGUUCAGGUUGAAAGUCUUGACACCAUCUCUGAAGUGGAUAUGGACUUCACCAUGACACUGUACCUGCGACACUACUGGAAGGACGAGCGGCUGGCGUUUCCGAGCACCAACAACCAGAGCAUGACCUUUGACAGUCGCUUGGUGAAGAAAAUUUGGGUUCCUGACAUGUUCUUUGUCCACUCGAAGCGCUCCUUCAUCCACGACACCACCACCGACAACGUCAUGUUGAGGGUUUAUCCUGAUGGCAACGUGCUCUACAGCCUCAGAGUCACGGUCACUGCCAUGUGCAACAUGGACCUCAGCCGCUUCCCGCUGGACACCCAGACCUGCUCCCUGGAGAUAGAGAGCUAUGCCUACACGGAUGAUGACCUGAUGCUGUACUGGAAGAAAGGCAACGAGUCCUUGAACACGGAUGACAGAAUAUCUCUGUCCCAGUUUCUCAUCCAGAAAUUUCACACCACCACUAAAUUGGCUUUCUACAGCAGCACAGGUUGGUACAAUCGUUUGUACAUCCACUUCACCCUGCGGCGCCACAUCUUCUUCUUCCUGCUGCAGACUUACUUCCCUGCCACUCUCAUGGUCAUGCUGUCCUGGGUGUCCUUCUGGAUCGACCGCAGGGCUGUCCCUGCCAGGGUGCCUCUAGGCAUCACGACAGUGCUGACCAUGUCCACCAUCAUCACCGGGGUCAACGCCUCCAUGCCGCGGGUGUCCUAUAUAAAGGCGGUGGACAUUUACCUCUGGGUCAGUUUCGUCUUUGUCUUCCUGUCGGUGAUAGAGUACGCGGCGGUGAACUACCUCUCAACAGUGCAGGAGAGGAAAGAGCGGAAGCUGAGGGAGAGACUGCCGUGUACCUGCGGCAUCGGCAACCCGGAUGACAUGAUGGUCGACCCCCAGAUCACCGGCUACGGCGCCAUGGACGUCAACACAACCGGGAAUUAUGGGAUGCCCGAGAACGGCGGUCGCCAAGACCAAAUCCUGGCCCAGGUGGCGCUCAAUGACCCACAGAUUGCAAGACAGAUGAAGUCAACCAGAGGUUACGUUAACAUCUGGAUAGACACCCAUGCCAUAGACAAGUACUCCAGGGUGGCUUUCCCUGGCGCGUACCUCCUCUUUAACAUCAUCUACUGGUCCAUAUACUCAUAAGCUGGGAUGUGUUAAACAGCAUGAGGGCGGCCCGCGACUGGACGGCGGGAGCUCAGCUCAUUUAUGCUCGAGCUGCAACGAUGACUCUGUGCUGCGCAGGAUUUUCAGAGAGAAACUGCUCAUUGGAUGGAUGGAGAUCCCUCCCAGAUGGGUAACCAUUGCCUUCUCGACCCAGCCACUUAAAACUGAUGAGUUUGGAAAAUGAGCUCCUGACAACCGGGACAGCUGUUGUCACUGUUUUUCCAUUAAAUCUCCGUGUUUUCAUGUCGUCUCUGCAGCGCGGCCGGAAAUGUGUUUGGACGUUGUUGUCCCCCAAGGACUGACCCCAAUCGGAGGUGAAAAAACACAGACUGGUGACGUUUUACGCUGCGUUUCGGUUGUCCAUGCGGUGGCUGCGACCACGUGUGAAAACAGGCAUUUCACUGCCAUUCUCAGUGCAUGAGUGCAUCCUCUUUUCUGUAUGACCUCUAUGUGACAAUCAGCGACAAACUAAAAGUCUUCAAAGGAAUUUUAACACGUUGCGAUAAAGGUUAAUUUGCUUUCUUGUUGAGAGAAAAUCAAUAACACAAAUCCAGCACUAGCUACGUUGGAAAUAAGAGCUGUCAACUGGGACAGACAGCAUAAUUGGAUUUGAGAAAAAUUUACCCACCAGCCCCUCGGUAGGCGUUUUAUACCGACCUUGUACUUUUAUGAUUUGACAAGUGGCUUCAUGGUCGUUAGGUGGGAAGUGGCAAUCAGAGAAGAUCUGGGACGAUCUUUUCAGCAUCUUGGUGUUAUGACACGUAAAUGAGGCAUGAUUCAUCCUCAAUUCAGACUAACCCCGGCCCACACUCGCAUUACUCCAGUCUCAAUGGGCUUUAAACAUACUGUACACACCACAGACGGCAUUAGAAAGAUAAACAUAACCCCUGGUUUCUGGAUUACUGUGUAGAAGCCUCAGGUUUGGUGUUCAGGCUAUUACCAUCCUUGCUUCUUGUCUGUCUACCCCUCCAACAGCCACGACUCAAAAGCAAGUUUUUGUGUUAUACAGUAGUAAUUUGGACAGAUGUAAUGUAUGCACAUGUCAACUGAACUGUUUGGCAGCAGCUUACGUUUAUUAAUUUUUGAUUCAUGUCACAGAUGUUUUCUCCAAAGCAACUGGCAAGGGGGGAUGUGGAGUUCAACAUCUCCCCCGAGGACACUGACAUGUGAGGUGGGGAAGUUUGACAGGAAUCCAGCUAGUUUGGUCAAAUCCUCCACUUCAUUUUCACUGGAAGUCUGAGAAGCCGUAACACCACAUGCUCACAGAUGGUUGUGACUCGUCAAUUACAAGUCAAUUGAUCCUAGAGUGUAAUUUCCUUCAUCUUUUUUAAUAUUAAUUAGAUUUUAUCUUUUAUUUAAGUCUUACUUAGAUUAAAAAAUAUAUAUAAAAUAAGAUUUUUUUCAAAAUUGACAUUUUCUAAUAGACUCCUGAGGUUCGCCCCCUGCUGGUCAUCGGAGAGAAUCACAUUUAAAUGACUGACACCACUUGGCUAAGGCACUUGGCUGAGUUUGCUCUACAAGAAAGCAAAUAAACUUAUUUCCAAAAAUUUGGAAAUAGUCCUUUGAACAAUUAAUAUUUCAAAAUAUGUUUCUCUUAAAGUUCUAGGUUCUUUAUUUUUGCAGCAUGUUCAGUAUAAUGAAGUUUAUUUUGCAUUUUCUUGUGAGCUGUAUGUCAGUGCAGUUGUUUUGCUGACAAUCUUCUGCAUUGCUUUUAUCUGUGUGAUUGGGGGGGAAAAUGAGGAAAAAGACAAUAUUGCAACUGGUUAAAACUACAAAUGUAAAAAUAUGUGUUUAGAAAACCCCCCAAAUUUAUAAUGGUAUUUACUUUUAUAAUGUCCUUAUUUAUUCUUUUUUUUUUUUUUUUUUUUUACAUAACUGAAGCUGAUCUCCUUCAUUUGGUGUUGUAAGGCUUCAAGGUUCACUGUGACUUGUUAGUUGCUAGUUUUAUCAUCUUUUUCAUUUUGUUUAGCAAAGAGAGAGAUGAAUAUAAAAAAAUAUAUUUUGGUGUUUAAAUGACCAAACAUUCAACAACUGAUUAAACAUGUUUAAAUGUGGGAGCAAUGUUGAAUAAAUGUCAAUAUUUGUUUUUCAGGUGUGGUACAUCACAUUCAGAGGAAUGUGCAUGCCAAGUUUCCUGCAUCUAAUAUGAGGAAACAAAAGGUUUUGCGAUCCCGCUUUUUUUGCCAACUUCAAUUCAAAUCAGCUUCUUAUCAAAUGAGGUUGACAGACACAGUUUUCCUUCUAACAUUUU